Messenger RNA from Naegleria gruberi, 955 nucleotides. RefSeq lists its product as uncharacterized. Lineage: Eukaryota; Heterolobosea; Eutetramitea; Acrasida; Naegleriidae. Gene Ontology annotation, molecular function: protein binding. The record is from RefSeq and is a predicted model, not a curated record. The transcript has a single exon. The annotation marks the transcript as partial.
AUGAACCUUAAAAAAAUGAAAACAUUUCUUGUUUGCUGCUUGAUUUUAAUAAUCAUUUGCACUGUCUCAUCAUUGCAAGAAGAUGUCAAAUCUAUCAUUAAGACAAUAGCAGGUCAAGGCGUAUGUGAUGGUAUAUCAGCAACCUCAGCUUCAUUGAAUGGUCCAUCGUCCACUGCAAUUAAUUCAUUGGGUGAGGUAUAUAUUGCAGAUAAAAGUCAUCAUAGAAUUCGUAAAGUUUAUAAUAAUGGUACAAUAGUUACAAUUGCAGGAACAGGUAUUGCAGGAUAUAAUGGUGAUGGUAUUGAUGCAACAACAGCUCAAUUGUUUAGUCCAUAUGGUAUUGGUAUUGAUUCUAAAGAUUUGGUGUAUUUUUCUGAUUCUAGCAAUCAUAGAAUUCGUAAAAUACUUUCGAAUGGUACUAUUGUAACAAUUGCAGGUAUAGGCUCAAACGGUUUUUCAGGAGAUGGUGGUUUGGCAACGAAGGCUAAAAUUUAUCUCCCCUUUGGUCUUACUAUUUCUCCUAAUGAUGAUGUAAUUUUUGCUGAUGUUAAUAACAAUAGAAUUAGAAAGAUUUCUGCUACUUCUGGUAUUAUUACUACAAUUGCUGGAAAUAAUAAUCAAGGUUACAAUGGUGAUAACAUUCAGGCUACAAGUGCAUAUUUGUAUCUUCCAUAUGCAUGUGCAGUUACUCCAUCCGGUAAACUUAUUAUUUCUGAUUCGAAUAAUAAUAGAAUUAGAACGGUUAAUUUGAAUGGAGUUAUAACAACCAAUGCUGGUAUUGGUAGCAAUGAUCCAGGAUAUAAUGGAGAUUACAUUAAUGCAACAAGUGCUAAAAUCAAUACCCCUGCUGGUGUUUCUGUUGCUACUAACAAUGAAGUUUACUUUGUUGAUUCACUGAAUAAUAGAAUACGUAAAAUACUUUCUAAUGGAACUAUCAUUACAGUUGCAGGAACUG